This is a messenger RNA of Opisthorchis viverrini, 297 nucleotides long. RefSeq lists its product as hypothetical. The record is from RefSeq and is a predicted model, not a curated record. Bases 1 to 297 code for a protein of 98 amino acids. The transcript is spliced from 3 exons. NCBI's taxonomy places the organism in Eukaryota, Metazoa, Platyhelminthes, Trematoda, Opisthorchiida, Opisthorchiidae.
AUGUCUCCAGCCAAGUAUAGGAGCAGCCACGGGGAACAAGUCUUUGAGGUUCGUGCACUGACUUCAUCAAAUACGCCUCCAUCAGAGCUAAAACAAUCACCAAGGGUGAGAUGGCUCAAGGGGUUAGAGCGCAAAUUUACUGACAGGAAGGUCCGUGGUUCGAAUCCGAUCUCUGCAUCUCGACUUGCCCUGUCUAGGCCUGAGCAAUCUGGCGAAACAGCGGUGGUAAUGAAGUUAGAACAUGAAGACAUUCUUGAAUACCAUCCAGAGAAGAUCGAGAGGCUAGGCACCGAAUGA